GCUCAGGGCAGCUUUGUCUCCGCAGUACGUCCUGGCGGUCGGGAGCUCAGUCUUCUAUGCCAUGUUUUACGGGGACCUGGCCGAAGUCAAGCCGGAGAUCCACAUCCCCGACGUGGAGCCGGCGGCUUUCCUCAUCAUGCUGAAAUACAUGUACAGUGACGAGAUUGAUCUGGAAGCAGACACAGUGCUGGCCACUCUCUACGCUGCCAAGAAGUACAUUGUCCCCGCGCUAGCAAAAUCCUGCGUCCACUUUCUGGAGACGAGUCUGGAAGCCAAAAACGCCUGCGUCCUGCUGUCUCAGAGCCGGCUUUUUGAGGAGCCGGAGCUGACCCAGCGCUGCUGGGAGGUCAUCGAUGCGCAGGCUGAGAUGGCCCUGCGGUCGGAGGGCUUCUGUGAGAUUGACUGGCAGACCCUGGAGAUCAUCAUCACGCGGGAGGCCCUCAACACCAAGGAGGCCGUGGUCUUCGAGGCCGUGCUGAACUGGGCCGAGGCAGAGUGCAAGCGGCAGGGCCUGCCCGCCACCCCCCGCAACAAGAGGCACGUUCUGGGGCCAGCUCUCUACCUGGUCCGAAUCCCAACCAUGACCCUGGAGGAGUUUGCCAACGGCGCUGCCCAGUCGGAUGUCCUGACCCUGGAGGAGACCCGCAACAUCUUCCUGUGGUACACGGCGGCCAGCAAGCCCCUGCUCGACUUCCCACUGACCAAAAGGAAGGGCCUGGCCCCGCAGAGGUGCCACCGCUUCCAGUCCUCGGCCUACCGUAGCAACCAGUGGCGCUACCGGGGGCGCUGUGACAGCAUCCAGUUUGCUGCGGACAGGAGGGUGUUUGUUGCGGGGCUGGGCCUGUACGGGUCCAGCUCCGGGAAAGCUGAGUACAGCGUGAAGAUCGAGCUGAAGCGACUGGGGGUUGUCCUCGCCCAGAACCUGACCAGGUUUGUCUCCGACGGCUCCAGCAGCACCUUCUCAGUCUGGUUUGAACACCCGGUGCAGGUGGAGCAGGACACAUUCUACACGGCCAGUGCCGUGCUGGAUGGCAGCGAGCUCAGCUACUUCGGGCAGGAGGGCAUGACAGAGGUGCAGUGCGGGAGGGUCACGUUCCAGUUCCAGUGCUCCUCUGACAGCACCAACGGCACCGGGGUCCAGGGCGGGCAGAUCCCGGAGCUCAUCUUCUAUGCCUGAGCACCGCAGGGAGGGGUGGAUGCACUGAGUUGGACGGGGGCUGCACCCUUUCUCCGCAGUGGCUGACAGGCUUCACGAGCUUUGUAAAUCUUUUGUACACAGUUGGCUGUAGCCAAAGGUAUGAAACAUGUUUUCUACACAG
Molecule: messenger RNA, 1319 nt
Organism: Miniopterus natalensis
Lineage: Eukaryota; Metazoa; Chordata; Mammalia; Chiroptera; Miniopteridae
Source: RefSeq, a predicted model, not a curated record